UUACUGGGUCAAGUUCUAGGAAAGCUGACCUCUGAUAUGAAAUUUCUGGACAUGACGUCGGCUGUGAGACGUGGCAACAUGGAAUACUACUCAGCAGAGAUGGAACUGAAUGCCAAGUUUCACAACUUCAGCAAGAACUGUAGUCAGGUUCACAGCGGACACAACACAGUCACAGCACAGCUGAAGAUCAAGUCUAAAAGAGAGUACAUUGUUAUUGGCAGCAAUGAAGAACUUCCACUGGGAGAAGAGUUUCAGAAGCUUGUGAGAUGCUUCUUUGACCCGCACGAGAAGAAAGCAAACAAGAAAUAUGCCAAAGCAGGGAUCCUGUUAGAACAAAUGGCGAUUUCAGCUGCUCAGUGCAAACAGCCAAGACCAAGUCAGCCCACCUCAGAGCAGCUGGAUGUCAGAUGUCUACAGAUUCUUCGAGCUUUGGUUCACAACGAGGAGAGAAGACUACCUGAAGACUGGGCUCUCCGGAUGUCUGAAUCCAAAAUCAAAAAGCAAAUAAAUCGAGUCAAAGAUGUGCAGAGUGCCUUGAACCUCAACAACGUGAUUCUCAAAGUGCUGCCCCAUCUUGCCAGGAGGAGCGACAGUAUUGUCAGAGAGGUGCUGGCUUUCAUCUCCAUUAUGCUGUUCAAUGCCAAUAGAGAUGUCCAGAAAUCGAUGCUGGAUUAUUUCUUGUCCACUAGAGAAGAGGUGUUCUUUAUGGCUGUCAGAGACCGCAUGCAAGUGUCUACCAAUGCCAUCAAGGAGAAACGCAGCCUUCUGGCUCAGCAUGAAGCACGGAAGAAAGAAGCCAUCAGUGGCAAUGCCAUCUCAAGCAACUCCCUGACGCUGGAAAAACAGGCACUUCAGCAAAUUCAACUGUUUGAGCAGAAAAUGAAAACAGAAAGGCUUGCAGGAUGGAGAGUCUUAGCUCGAGCAAUGGAAUCCAGUAAACAGAGGCAGAGAUCUUCAUGGCGACGACACACGAAGCGAGAUAAAGAUAGACACAGGAAGUCAAGCUUGGGUGCUGAUAAAAAGCUCAGAAAUCUCAAUGGAAUUGCCCAAGACAGCCAAGCUCUCAUUGAAGACAACAGAACCGAUUUUGAGAUGAGGGAAGUCCUCAUGAACCCAGAGGACCUUCACCAUGUGUCUACGUCACUCACUGAGGUCAUGGAUGAAGGGGUCAAGGAUAUGUUGGAGUACAAGGAUGAAGGCUACAUUGAGUUGGUCCUGAAACUCCUGGCACGGGUUUGUGAUGGGCAGCACUGUGGUCUACAGAGCAGCCAGACAAUGUCAAGUCAUUCAACAUUGUGGGUGAGACAGGCCCAGUUUCUGAACGUGGUCUACACAACCAUUAACAGCACCACCAUUGACCUGGUGAUUCAGCUCUUCAGCACUCUGAAUGAGUUUUGUUCUGGCAAUCAGGAGAACCGUGUUGUUGUCUAUGACAUGAAAGUGAUCGACUACAUCAACUUCAUUCUCAGAGCUGGAGAAAUAGGAGACUGUCCCAUUGAGAAGGUGGUAGAGUUGCAGCAGACUAUAGGCUCUCUGAUCAUCUCACUGAUAGAAGAGAAUGGACCCCAAGCAUCCCAGGUGGCUAAGGAGGUGAAAGAUGCCCUUGACAAGGAGGCGGUGUUCAGAUGUAUGACCUCAUUCUAUGAAUGGCACCAGUCGGACAAGAGGGACAGUGCCCAGUCACUGGGACUGACCGGCAGCUAUCUCCAGUCUGCCAAGUCCAUCGCUGCCUUCGGAGGAUCUCUGAUUCAAGGAGUUGUGAAAGGAAAGAAAAAAAGUAAACUAAGAGAAAGCAUCAUUGAAGUAGGCUUCACCUUUUACCUCAUCCUGGCUCGCAUGAUUGAUAUCGACCCUCACCUGAACGAAAGCCUCAAACUGACACCAGAAAACAUCAAGGCAUUUGAGUAUUACAGGAAGAAUUCUCUUUCUAUUGAGAUUGUAAAAGAUGACAUCCUACAGAAGGUCAACUUCCGCGUAAAGAAUAAGAGUGUUUUGAGAGAAGAGGUCAAAGAGAAACUCAAGUGGAAUGUAGACAGAACUUCACCCAGUAACAAAAUCCGGGAUCUGAUGGACUGGACAAGGGAUGUGAUGAGGGAUAUAUCUUAUCAACGAAUGAUCCUGGACCAUCCUAUCUCCAAAUUCUUUACAAAAGGAUGGCUGCUGUGGAAUUACGGAACAAUUGUGCUAAGUCUGGCCAUCAACAUUAUUAUGCUCAUUACAUGGAAUGCUAAAGCUGUCAUAGAAGAUUGCAAGAAAGCAGAAGACAAUAACGGAACCUUUGUGUGUCCAGAACUGUAUGAUCCGAUUCCGGUGGUAAAGAAAUUUCCCCAGGAGGAGUACCGCAUUACCAUGUGGGUGUUGAGUGGUGUACACAACGCAUUUUCGUUAUUUGUGCUCAUCAGUUACUUCCUAUCAUACCACCCCCGGCUUCCAAGGGCAUCAGAGAUGAAAAACUGGUUUUUAAAAUUGUGUGGCAACUCCAAGUCAGACAAUGACCAGGAAGAAACAAAGGAGGAGGAACCACUGUCAAAGCUCAAUACAAGAUUCUUCAGUUUCACAACAUUCUAUUACUUGAUAUUUCUUGGGAUGUCAAUAGCAGGCACUUUGUUCCACAGUUACUUCUUUGCUUUCCAUCUCUUGAACAUUGUCAACAACAACCAGCUUCUGGGUGGGGUCAUCAAGGCGGUCACACAGAAUGGUAUGUCCUUACUCUGGGUCGCUGUCCUGGGGUUCGUCGUCAUAUACAUCUAUGCACUGAUUGGUUUUGCCUUACUACGGGCCAGCUUUGAAGUUAAAGACAACCUGUACUGUGCCACACUAUGGCAGUGUACGGUUACUGUUAUACGAUAUGGCCUUAUAGGGGAUAUGUUUCAGGAAAUCAAAGACAACCCAACAGAUGAUUCUUUCAGCAGUUUCUGGCCAAUCGUAAUAUACCAUGUGUCUUUCUUCAUCUUCAUCACAACCAUCGGCCUCAACAUUAUCUUUGGUAUCAUUGUUGAUACUUUUUCUGAACUCCGAGAUCUGAAGUGGCGUGCUGAGUCUGACAUGAAGGAUACAUGUUUCAUAUGCAGCAGAAACAGUUAUGAUUUUGAACAUCAUGGCAGAGGAUUUGACCACCAUGUCAAGCAAGAACACAAUAUGUGGGCCUACGUCUACUUCAUCCUUCAUUUGGAUGACAUCAAGGCCAGUGACUAUACAGCAUUAGAACUCUAUGUUGCCAAAUUGAUGGAAAAGGAGAACUAUGAGUUUAUCCCCCUCAACAGAGCCCUGUGUUUGUCGUCUGUAGAUAUUGAUUCAACCGAAUCAAAAAUUGAUGAGCUGCUCACACAAGUGACCAACAUUGCCAAAAAACAGAAAGAAGAGGAAGCUGAGAAAAAACGUAAAGUAGAAAAACUAAAACAAAGACGCUGGCAGGAGAAACAUAGAGGAAUAGUGUUUGGCAAUGGAGGCUACGAUUCUGAAACUGAUAAUUUGCUGCACUCCAGAGUUCCUAGUGUAGGUCGCCCAGCCUCUCGUAUGAUGAGCAGGGAAAUGAGUCGUGAGGAUCUUUCCAUUCACCAGAUUGGCCCUGGUGAGAGUUCCCUUUCUCGCAGACGACCAAUCAGAAUGGUAGAAAGUGAGGGAAGCAAUCAGUUAGCACUUCCUUCUUCUCUAGCUCGCCACAUGAAACAAUCGUCCAUUCAGAGAGAUUCGGAGGAUGAGGACACAGAUGGGGAUUCUAUGAGUGACAGUGACUCUAGCUAUCACAGACCAAGCUCAUGUGGGUUAUUAGAUGACGAUCCAGCGCUUCCAGCUUAUCCUUCCCCACCUGUUCAGGAGGUGUCUGACGAAGCACCUUCCUCUUUCCCUCUACCUCCAGCUCUUGUACCAACCUCUGUCUAUCCCCCACCUCAGAUGAUAGUAUCCCCACCAUCAGUGCCUGCUUCACCACGAUCGACAGCACAGUAUCAUUUCCACACUGGAGAUGAAGAAACAGAAGAUGAUGAUGAUGAUGAUGAUGAUGAUACAAAACCAACAUGA
Molecule: messenger RNA, 4020 nt
Organism: Candidula unifasciata
Lineage: Eukaryota; Metazoa; Mollusca; Gastropoda; Stylommatophora; Geomitridae
Source: the annotation of a GenBank genome assembly